UGUACGUGCAUUUUAUUUUUAACGGGGUUGUUAAUAAAUAUUUAGGGCUUGAAUUAUAUAGCAGGUUUAUUACUGCUCGUCACAAAAAGCGAAGAAACAGCUUUUUGGCUGUUGAAAGUUUUAAUAGAAAGAAUUUUACCUGAAUAUUAUACACCGACAAUGGACGGCCUCCUUACAGAUAUCGACGUCCUCGCGGAAUUAGUUAGAAUUAAAAUGCCAGAUAUUUAUCAGCAUGUAACCAAUAUAGGCUUACCGUGGCCAGUAAUUACAACGAAAUGGUUUGUCUGUUUAUUCGCGGAGGUGCUACCAAUCGAGACUACGCUGCGUAUAUGGGAUUGCCUUUUUUACGAAGGCAGUAAGAUUAUAUUUCGUGUUGCAUUAACUCUGAUAAAAAGGAACAAGUGCAACUUGCUUGCUUGUCAAGAUUUCACAACACUAGCAGAAUGCUUUAAAGAGAUAACAAAAGACAGUAUUGUUUUAAAAUGUCAUGACUUCAUGCAGAGUAUAUUUAAAGUACCUGGA
Messenger RNA from Ceratina calcarata, 522 nucleotides. Its product is annotated as growth hormone-regulated TBC protein 1-like. The annotation marks the transcript as partial. Gene Ontology annotation, biological process: regulation of GTPase activity. Lineage: Eukaryota; Metazoa; Arthropoda; Insecta; Hymenoptera; Apidae. Gene Ontology annotation, molecular function: GTPase activator activity; small GTPase binding. The transcript is spliced from 4 exons. The record is from RefSeq and is a predicted model, not a curated record.